Molecule: messenger RNA, 4662 nt
Organism: Empidonax traillii (willow flycatcher)
Lineage: Eukaryota; Metazoa; Chordata; Aves; Passeriformes; Tyrannidae
Gene: MYRF
Product: myelin regulatory factor
Exons: 27
Coding region: 113-3565 (1150 amino acids)
Biological process (GO): protein autoprocessing; positive regulation of DNA-templated transcription; central nervous system myelin maintenance
Cellular component (GO): endoplasmic reticulum membrane; nucleus
Molecular function (GO): sequence-specific DNA binding; DNA-binding transcription factor activity
Source: RefSeq, a predicted model, not a curated record
CCGAGAGGGCUCGGACGGGGCCUGGGGGUCGCAGCGGGGCCCCCCCCGGGCCGGGGCGAUGCCCCCCCGGAGCAGCGCGGACUGAGGCGGGCGGGCCGUGCAUGGCCCAGCCAUGGAGGUGGUGGACGAGACGGAGGCGCUGCAGCGCUUCUUCGAAGGCCACGACAUUAAUGGAGCUCUGGAACCAUCCAACAUUGACACCAGCAUCCUGGAGGAAUACAUCAGCAAGGAGGACUCUCCAGAGAUCUGCUUCCCUGACGUUCCUGCUCCAUCCAGCUACACGCACUCCCAGCCCUCUAGCUCCGCCAGCAUUGCUCCCUCCAGCUCCAUCACCAGCGCUCCCAACCCCUCUUCCAGUGCUCCCCUCCACCUUCCCCCCACCAGCAGCCAGCUCCCGAUCCGGCACGGUCCUCUCCUGGCUAAUCCGUGCGGAUCCGGCUACGGAGCUCACCUCAACUGCAACAACAACAAUGGGAUGGUGGUGCCCAAGGGCUUCCUGGGCGGGCAUUGCCUGAGCAGUGUGGGCCCUCCGAUCAAAACGGAGCCCAAGGCUCCCUACGCGCCUGGCACUCUGCCGGACUCUCCCCCGGAUUCCGGAUCCGAAGCCUAUUCCCCUCAGCAGGUGAAUGAUCCUCACCUCCUCCGGACCAUGACUCCUGAAAACAUGUGCCACAUGACUCCUCCUUCCCACCUGGAGCAUCCUCCUCCUCCUCCUCCUCCCCCUCCCCCUCCUCCUCCCCACCUCCAGGGUCCACCCCCGCCACCCCCUCACCCCCUCCAGCCACAGCACAGUUCCCACUUUCCCGGCCUCCAGCGGGACAUGUUCCUGAAGGCCGAGCCCCUGAUGCCUCCGUACGGGAUCGGGCCAGGAAUGGUGCCAGCUGAGCUCCACCACGCCCAGCAAUCCCAGAUGCUGCACCAGCUCCUCCAGCAGCACGGAGCAGAGCUCCCGGUGCAUCCUGCCAAGAAGCGAAAACACUCCGAGUCCCCCUCCAACACCCUCAAUGCCCAGAUGCUCAAUGGGAUGAUCAAGCAGGAGCCAGGAAUGGGAUCGGUGCCGCUCAAUCCCGACCGAGUCCAGACUCCUCCCUGGCACCAGCCGGGCGCUCUCUCACCAGGGCUGAUCCAGGAUAAUGACAGUUUGAAUGGAUCCUACCUGGAUCCCAACUUCCAGUCCAUCAAGUGGCAGCCACACCAGCAGAACAAGUGGGCAACUCUCUAUGAUGCCAACUACAAGGAGCUCCCGAUGCUCACAUACCGCGUGGACGCUGACAAGGGAUUCAACUUCUCCGUGGGGGAUGACGCCUUCGUGUGCCAGAAGAAGAACCACUUCCAGGUCACGGUGUACAUUGGAAUGCUGGGAGAUCCCAAGUAUGUGAAGACCCCCGAGGGCCUGAAACCCCUCGAGUGCUUCUAUCUGAAGCUGCAUGGAGUGAAGCUCGAGGCCCUGAACCAAUCCAUCAAUAUCGAGCAGUCGCAGUCGGAUCGCAGCAAACGGCCCUUCAACCCCGUCACGGUCAACUUGCCCCCAGAGCAGGUCACCAAGGUCACCGUGGGGCGGCUACACUUCAGUGAGACCACAGCCAACAACAUGCGGAAAAAGGGCAAACCCAACCCAGACCAGAGGUACUUCAUGCUGGUGGUGGCCCUGCAGGCACAUGCCCAGAACCAGAACUACACACUCGCUGCCCACAUUUCUGAGCGGAUCAUCGUCCGGGCUUCCAACCCGGGCCAGUUUGAGAGCGACAGUGACGUGCUGUGGCAGCGGGCGCAGCUCCCGGACACCGUGUUCCACCACGGCCGUGUCGGGAUCAACACGGACCGCCCCGAUGAGGCCCUGGUGGUCCAUGGGAACGUGAAGAUCAUGGGCUCCCUCAUGCACCCGUCGGACGUCCGGGUGAAGGAGGACAUCCAGGAGGUGGACACCACAGAGCAGCUGAAGCGGAUCUCCCGGAUGCGACUGGUGCACUACAACUACAAGCCGGAGUUUGCGGCCACGGUGGGGAUGGACAACACCUCUGAGACAGGUGUCAUCGCUCAGGAAGUUAAGGAAAUCCUCCCGGAAGCUGUGAAGGAUACCGGAGACCUGGUCUUUUCUAAUGGGAAAACCCUGGAGAACUUCUUGGUGGUGAACAAGGAGCGGAUCUUCAUGGAGAACGUGGGGGCUGUGAAGGAGCUGUGCAAGCUGACGGACAACCUAGAGACCCGGAUCGAUGAGCUGGAAAGGUGGAGCCACAAGCUGGCCAAGCUCAAGAGACUGGACAGCAUGAAGUCCACUGUGAGCUCCGGAGCCUUCAGCCAAACAGGGAGCCAGUUCAGCCGAGCGGGAAGUGUUCCCCACAAAAAGAGACCCCACAAAGUGGCCACCAAGUCUCCGUCGGUUGUCCCAGAACAGGCCUGCAUCAGCCAGCGCUUCCUGCAGGGCACCAUCAUUGCCCUGGUCAUCAUCAUGGCAUUCAGUGUCGUGUCCAUGUCCACACUGUAUGUGCUGAGCCUGCGCAGUGAGGAGGAUCUUGUGGAUAUCGAUGGCUCCUUUGCUGUGCCCACUGCCUGUCUCCUGGCCCUCUUCCGGCACGGGGGUCCCAGAAUUCCGAUCGCUCUGUGUCCACGGUCAAGCCAGAGCAUUGACAAGACACAGACGGUGCGAUCCACGGCCAUGUCCGAUGGAGCCGGCAGCAGGAGUCCCCCGGAGCACGUCCCAGAGGACACCCCUGGAGUAUCCCUUGGCUCUCCUGGUCGCAGUGUCCUGGCCUGUUUCAGCCCUCCAUGUUUUUCCAUGUGCUGCUCCACUGUUCCCACCGGCAUCUCCUCUGUUGUCCCCUUGGAGACCAACCCCACUCACGGCACCAAUAGGACAGACCAAAGCCAGACCUCCCUCCUUCCAGCAACAAACAUCAAAGCCAAAUCCAGGGGCAUCACCGGGAAAUCCUCCUCCUACUCCAAGUGGCCAAAGACUCCUGACAGGUCUCAGAGCUUCGGCAGUCCCAAUGCCAGCCCCUCCUCCCCCUUCUCCCACAUCCAGGGCAAAUCCAAGUACAUCUCCAACCUCUCGCUCUCCCGCAGCAACUCCCGGCAGCAGCGCAGCCUCUGGCAGCCGGUGAGCAAGUGGGUUCGCAUGGAGCAUCCCGGUACGGAUGGGCCAAGCCCAGUGCUGGAAUCCAUCCGGAUCCUGGAGAUCAACCUAGCCAUCCAUUCCCAGUACUGUGCCACUUCCGACGCCUGCAGGAGUGGAAACUUCAGCUUCCGCAUCCCUGUGAACCAGCGGACGGCCGUGGACACCAACCUGACCCUGGAGAUGAACUCCUCCUCCGCUGUGUCCAUCUCCCUUUGUGGCCUUGUUUCCAGUGAUCCCUGCCAAGAUGCUGUGAGCAGGAACAGCUCCAUGGAUACUGUGGAUGCACAGGACACCACGCACCGCUGGCCUCUGGUGAUGAUGUCUUUCCAGGAGUUUUCCUACCACUUCCGAGUUGCACAGCCGGGCCAAGCCGACUGCGGCACUUCCCCGGAGCAGCUGGGCCAGCUCUUCACUGACUAUUACUUCCAGUUUUACUGGCUCUGUGAGUGAUUCCCAGGAGCACCAGUGCCCUCUGCUUGGAGACAGGAGGGGGACUGGUGCCACUGGGGAGCCUCCUGCAUUCCCCAGCCCCACCUCAUCCCCGUGUCCUGCGGCAGCUCCGGAGCUGGAAUGCUGGUGGCUGGUGACCUGGAGCACGCACAGGACCUAAAACCCAUCACCUGCCCCGUGGUGGCUCCAGGGGUGACCUUGCGCCCAUUCUCACCAUCCCAUGUCCCUCUCCUUUCCCUCAUGGAGACCUGUGUGUCCUCCAUCGCUUCUCCCUCCCCUUCCAACACUGGAUUUGGAAGCAUCACACUGGACUGAAGGCCACAUCCCAAAGGGGUGCUCCUUCCAUGGAUCUCCCGGUGCUCCCAGAUGUCCCACUUCAGUUCUUCACAACACUGGAAUUGCUUCAACACUGGAGCCUUUUCCAAGGGGUUUGGCCUUUGGAAAGGAGGGCUGUGCCUGGACAUACUGGAAGUCGUACACUGGAGUUGCUGUUCCUUCUAGUUGGCCCAGGGCCACUUCCCACAGACCCCCUGGAGGCCCCCAGACUUGCCAAUGGACACAUUCCCCUGGGAACAACCCAAGAAAGAGCAGCUUCCGCAUCAUUUCCCCCCUUCCCUUGUGCUCUUAAAUCCCACCAGAUCCAGGUCUGGAUGGAUAAAACUCCCACUAAAGCCGCUGCUGAGGCCACACCACACGUGGGAACACUUGGCAUCAACCCAGGGGUGACAAAUAACCGGGAUUCUCCCAUACUGAGUGUUGUGGGAUCUGUUUUUAUCCAUUUGAAAGCAGCAUGUGAAGCUGCCUGGUCGGCCCUCAAGCCAACACCAACCCCUGCCCAAAUGUGCAGGACAGAGACUGCUGGAAAAUCCUGGAGUGCCCUGCAGAGCAAGGCUGAGUCCCUGGGAACAUGAGGAUCUGUGCCAGGGUAGGAUCUCUGCCUUGGGAGAGGGUGGUGGUCUCCCAAAAAAUGGGAACGGCAGCGGCUCCAAGCUGUCCCUGCCCUCCCAGAGCACUUGUGUUGGGGGUAUUUUGGAAUAUGUUACUGUUACAAGUCCUUAACUUGCUAAACUACUGAGUUCUUUGGGAUUUUAAGCCGU